Molecule: messenger RNA, 2965 nt
Organism: Rhinichthys klamathensis goyatoka
Lineage: Eukaryota; Metazoa; Chordata; Actinopteri; Cypriniformes; Leuciscidae
Gene: gad2
Product: glutamate decarboxylase 2
Exons: 16
Coding region: 582-2333 (583 amino acids)
Biological process (GO): GABA shunt
Cellular component (GO): cytoplasm
Molecular function (GO): pyridoxal phosphate binding; glutamate decarboxylase activity
Source: RefSeq, a predicted model, not a curated record
GUGUGUGUGUGUGUGUGUGUGUGUGUGUGUGGUCACGAUUAACGACGCAAAAUAGUGUCGUCAUGAGCCCAAUCGCGUCGGAAUUUCUCUGGUGACGUGAGGCGGAUUAUCUUUACGCCACAAGAAGCUUUUAUUACCACUAAAGUUGCAAGUUUGCAUGUUGGAGAGCCCGCGCUACGGAUUGCUACGAGUGCGUUUUUAAUAAAUGUACUGUGCAUCAUCAACUUGCAUUUGCAGCUGAGCCACGUGAAAGAGAAUGAUUGUCAGUGGAUGCAUGUGUCUCCAUCAGUGCCAGUGUUUCUCCGUGAGUUCAGUGACGGCUGCUCCAAAUCAUUGCGCACGGCGCACCAAUUGAAUAAAGACACUCUGUCUCGGCUGUUCUCCAUCAGAGGGGUUUGAACAUCUUUUUAUGAGCACCUUAGAAAUUAAGGUAUUUGACGCGUCUGGACAGGUGUGAUUGUGAAUACGCAGCUGUAUUUUCUGCGCAUUGGGCAGGAUCGAGCUCCCGUUCCCCCGUGACGCGCGUCUGGAUGGCUGCUGCUCGCGUCUCUCUGGUUCUGCUCUGAUCCGCUCUGUUCGCGAUGGCAUCACACGGGUUUUGGUUUAUGGGUGCUGAAAACCCGGCUGGAGACGGCAGUCAAAGUCCGAACACUACCAGAGCAUGGUGUCAGGCGGCGGCCCAGAAAUUCUCCGGAGGCAUCGGCUCCAAAUUAUGUGCUCUGUUAAAUGUCGGGGAGGCUGAGAAAGCAGCCCAAGCCUCAGUUAAAGCCGAAGAUGAGUCUACAGCCGAGAGCUGCGCCUGUAAUAAACCCUGUAACUGCUCCAAAGCCACCGUGGGUUUCUCUGAUCUCUAUUCAACAGAUCUUUUACCUGCAUUGGACGGGGACGCGAAGACUCUGAAUUUUCUGCAGGAGGUUGUUGAUAUAUUGCUGGCUUAUAUAGUGGAAUCUUUUGACAGAUCAACGAAAGUGAUUGAUUUUCACUAUCCAAAUGAAUUGCUCCAAAGGAAUAAUUGGGAGCUUUCGGACGAACCCGAGACUUUGGAUGAUAUUCUGAUCAGCUGUCGCGCUACGCUAAAAUACGCCAUCAAAACUGCACAUCCCAGGUAUUUCAAUCAGCUCUCCACUGGGUUAGACAUGGUUGGCUUGGCUGCAGAUUGGCUUACAUCCACUGCCAACACCAAUAUGUUCACCUAUGAGGUGGCUCCAGUCUUCGUGCUGUUGGAGUACGUCACGCUGAAGAAGAUGAGGGAGAUCAUUGGCUGGCAGGACGGUCGCGGUGAUGGGAUAUUCUCUCCGGGUGGCGCCAUUUCCAACAUGUAUGCCAUGCUACUGGCUCGCUAUAAAAUGUUCCCUGAAGUGAAGGAGAAAGGAAUGUCAUCCGUACCCAGACUGGUGGCCUUCACAUCUGAACAUAGUCACUUUUCAAUCAAGAAAGGAGCAGCCGCACUUGGAAUCGGUACAGAAAGUGUCAUCUGUAUUAAAGCUGAUGAAAGGGGAAAGAUGAUUCCUUCCGACCUUGAGAGGAGGAUCAUUGAAGCCAAGCAGAAGGGAUACGUGCCGUUUUUCGUCAGCGCCACGGCCGGCACCACGGUUUAUGGCGCCUUUGAUCCUUUGAUCGCUAUAGCCGACAUCUGCAAGAAGCAUGAAGUCUGGAUGCAUGUGGACGGAGCAUGGGGCGGAAGUUUGCUAAUGUCCCGGAAACACCGGUGGAAGCUGAAUGGAGUCGAGAGGGCUAAUUCUAUGACCUGGAACCCUCAUAAAAUGAUGGCUGUGCCCUUGCAGUGCUCUGCUCUACUGGUUCGAGAGGAGGGACUGAUGCAGAGCUGCAAUCAGAUGCAGGCCUGUUAUCUGUUCCAGCAGGACAAGCACUAUGAUCUGUCCUAUGACACGGGGGACAAGGCCCUGCAGUGCGGCCGCCAUGUGGACAUCUUCAAACUAUGGCUAAUGUGGAGAGCUAAGGGCACUAUUGGUUUUGAGUCUCAGAUUGACAAAUGUCUGGAGCUUUCAGAAUAUCUCUACAACAAGAUCAAGGACAGGGAAGGAUAUGAGAUGGUGUUUGAUGGAAAGCCUCAGCAUACCAAUGUGUGUUUCUGGUACCUUCCACCGGGUGUGCGCAACCUGGAGGACAAAGUGGAGAAGACGAAGCGUCUGCACAAGGUUGCCCCUGUAAUCAAAGCCAGAAUGAUGGAGUAUGGAACGACCAUGGUGAGCUAUCAGCCGCAAGGAGACAAGGUCAACUUCUUCCGAAUGGUCAUCUCCAACCCAGCCGCCACCUUUGAAGACAUUGACUUCCUCAUUGAAGAGAUUGAGCGACUGGGGCAGGAUCUUUAAAAACUCACCGCACCAAAACCUGUUAUUCUUGUGUCCCUGGAUGGAUCGAAUAUUUGUUGUGAAUGUAACGGUAAAUCUUUGAUUCCUCUUCUCCAAAGUCACAUAAAGAUUUAAAAAAAAUGACAAUAUGAAAAUAUCUAGACUUUAGUAUUGUAGCGUUGUUGUGGGCUUCGUGCUCCAAAGCCCUGUAAAAGUGUUACCGUCUGCUUUUACUGUCUAUCUUAGUGUCUUUGACAUUACUUUGUUUGUUUACAUGUGUUUAAUGAAUAUGAAUAUGAAGAGUUAUUUGCUUCUAUUCAGUGCAGGUCAUAAGUUUCUAUUUGACUAGUUAUUCAAAGUGCCAGGUUUCGUUCAUAUAUAUGACUAUAUUAUAAUAGUAAAGACACAUAAUUGUCCAAAAACACUUCAUCAUAACUUAAGCUUUUGCAAUCACAGACAAUGUGUGACUUAUCUUUUAUUGAUAUGUCAAGAUUCAGAAGAGUUUUGAGCUGUUGAGUAUCGAGCGUGAUCAAUAAGUUCAUAAAUAGUUGAAGGUAAUAAAAGUAUGCGCAAAAAUAAGCACAAAUAUAAUGUUUGACUGCCUGGAAAUUGAUAUUGACAAGAGGCUGCUGAACAGCAAUUUUAUAUAAACA